CCCCAAUUGAAGAGAGGCUUUAGACACGUCUCUGAUUGCCUCUAGCUUGGGAGGCAUCAACUUCAACUUUGGACAGCGACGGAACAGAAACAUAGCCCCCCGCAGUUCCGUCCACCUCCAAGCUUUAAAGUUUUCUCUACAUUCUCUCUCUCUCUCUCUUGCUCUCUCUUUCUCUCUCACUGAACUCAAAAUUCUCUCCCUUUGAUUGCCGACUCCAAAAAGAUGCGCAGCAUGGCCAGCUCCGUUUCCCCCAGAGGCAUCGCCGCCAUUGUCGGCGUCGGCCCCGCCCUCGGCCGCUCCAUCGCUCGCAAGUUCGCUCACGAAGGCUACACCGUCGCCAUCCUCGCCCGCGACCUCGGGAGAUUAUCGAGAUUUGCGGAGGAAAUAGCCAGAGAAGAGAAAGGGCAAGUGUUCGCAAUCAGAAUCGAUUGUUCCGACUCUCGAAGCGUGAGAGAGGCAUUCGAAGGAGUGCUAUCCCUAGGGUUCGUGGAAGUGCUUGUCUACAAUGCGUACCAGCCAGUCUGGCACAACAACCACCCAACCAACUUCACCGACAUUCGCGUCGACGCCUUCGAGAAAUCCAUCGCCGUCUCCUCCGUCGGCGCCUUCCACUGCGCCCAGCAGGUACUUCCGGGCAUGGUCGAUAGGGGAAGAGGGACAAUACUCUUCACAGGCUGUUCGGCUUCUCUCAAUGGCAUUGCUGGUUAUUCCGAAUUAUGUUGCGGUAAGUUUGCGUUGAGAGCUUUGUCACAAUGCCUGGCGACAGAGUUUCAACCUCUGGGUGUACACGUAGCGCAUGUUAUCAUCCAUGGCAUCGUCGCCUCACCCAGGGCACCAUCAACAUCGCGACAACAGCUGUUGGUUAGGGAACAACAACAGCAGCAGCAACAAAGUGUAGGAGGAGAGGAGGGGUGUAUGGACCCAGAUUCGCUGGCUCAGACCUAUUGGCAAUUGCACACUCAGGACCGAACUGCUUGGACCCAAGAGAUUGACCUUCGCCCUUGCAACUCCAGAUUUAUCUAGAAUCCCCUAUUGCUACUUCAAUCAACUUUUAAGUUUGUUUUACUUGUACAUAAACCAAUUACAGAAUUAAACACAACACAAGCAUAGGACCUAUAAAAAGGUAUGAUUCACCUUACGUGAGAUAAUUGUGUCCAAUUCUAUAAUUGAUUUAUUGUGCUCCUAGACAUAGUUAUAAUAUUUGAGUGAUGAGGAUUUGGGAGAUUUCUUUAGAAGAAAGCAAAUGAAUGUAAUGUUAUUAAUGUUGGAAUUUGUUGUUAGUAGUUGAUUCCUAUUGCAGGCUUAUGGUUUACAUUUUUAGCAAUAUUAUGUGUUUAGAAGGAAAAAAAAAUAAUUUGAAACA
Messenger RNA from Camellia sinensis, 1363 nucleotides. RefSeq lists its product as uncharacterized. The record is from RefSeq and is a predicted model, not a curated record. NCBI's taxonomy places the organism in Eukaryota, Viridiplantae, Streptophyta, Magnoliopsida, Ericales, Theaceae.